GGGCCGGCGCGGCCGCACCCGCAGUGCCUGGACUUCAAGCCGCCGUUCCGGCCGCCGCGGGGCCUCGCCUUCUGCCGCCGCUACGCCGAGUUCGGCUGCUGCGACCCGCGCCGCGACCGCGCCCUGCUGCAGCGCUUCUACCGCCUCAGCGCCGGCCUCGACGAGCGCACCUACGCCGCCUGCGCCGGGCACCUGCAGGACCUGCUGUGCCAGGAAUGCUCUCCAUACGCAGCUCACUUGUAUGAUGCUGAAGACCCCUCCACCCCCGUGAGGACGAUACCAGGGCUGUGCCAGGACUACUGCGUUCAAGUGUGGCAAAACUGCCGCUCCAUUUUCCGCUCCCUCUCCGCGGACCCGGAGUUAAUCGCGCUGGAAAACAACGUGGCAAAGUUCUGCCGCUACCUGUCCCUGGAGGACACCGACUACUGCUUCCCACAGCUGCUGGCUAACCAGAACCUGAACCAGAACCUGGGCCGGGUCACGGCCGACGCCGAGGGCUGCCUGCAGCUCUGCCUGGCCGAGGUGGCCAACGGGCUGCGCAACCCCGUGGCCAUGGUGCACGCCAACGACGGCACGCACAGGCUCUUCGUCGCAGAGCAGCUCGGCCUGGUGUGGACCUACCUCCCCGACGGGUCCAGGCUGGAAAAGCCUUUUCUGAACAUCAGCGAAGCUGUGCUCACCUCGCCUUGGGAAGGAGACGAGAGAGGGUUCCUGUGUAUCGUCUUCCAUCCUAAAUUCAAAUUUAACGGGAAAGUGUACGUCUACUAUUCAGUCGAAGUCCGUUAUGAAGAGAGGAUCCGAAUCAGUGAGUUCAGAAUUUCUCCUACUGACAUGAAUACCUUGGACCACGGUUCUGAAAGGAUAAUCCUUGAAAUAGAAGAACCUGCUUCCAACCACAAUGGAGGAGAGCUGCUCUUUGGAGAUGAUGAGUAUCUCUAUAUCUUCACUGGAGAUGGAGGCAUGGCUGGGGAUCCUUUUGGCACCUUUGGAAAUGCCCAGAACAAAUCAGCCCUGCUGGGCAAAGUGCUGCGGAUCGAUGUGAACGACAACGACCGGGGGCCCCUGUACCGAAUCCCUCCUGACAACCCUUUUGUCAGCGACCCCACGGCUCGCCCCGAGGUCUACGCCUACGGAGUCAGGAACAUGUGGCGCUGCUCCUUCGACAGGGGGGACCCUCACACCAGGGAAGGCAAGGGGCGCCUCUUCUGUGGAGAUGUGGGGCAGAACAAAUACGAAGAGGUCGACAUCGUCGAGAAAGGGAAAAAUUACGGCUGGGGGGCGAGGGAAGGGUUCAGCUGUUACGAUAGAAAACUUUGCGCCAAUUCGUCCUUGGAUGAUGUGCUUCCAAUUUAUGCAUAUCCACACAAAAUGGGGAAAUCCGUCACAGGGGGCUACGUCUAUCGAGGCUGUGAGUCUCCAAACCUGAAUGGCCUGUACAUAUUUGGUGAUUUUAUGAGUGGACGCCUGAUGUCUUUGAAGGAGGAUCAUGCUACUGGAGAGUGGCAGUACAGUGAAAUCUGCAUGGGGACAGGACAAACGUGCAUGUUCCCUGGGCUUAUCAAUAACUACUAUCAAUACAUCAUCUCCUUUGCUGAAGAUGAAGCAGGGGAAUUGUACUUCCUGUCUACUGGUGUGCCAAGUGCCACAGCUCCCCAUGGAGUGGUGUACAAAGUGGUGGACACCUCCAGGACAGCACCACCAGGAAAAUGCCAAGUUGAGCCAUCGCCAGUGAAAGUCAAGAGCAAGCGCAUCCCGUUUGUGCCAAAGGAGAAGUUUAUAAUGAAAACACCGACAGCACAUCCGCGGCUGAAGAGCACGACGCCGAGGGGAGGCGAGCCGGGGGGGGGGGGCCGCGCCCGCGGCAGGGUGGAGAUUUUCAUCGACGGCGAGUGGGGCACGGUGUGCGACGACGGCUGGAGCUCGCCUGCCGCCGCCGUGGUGUGCCGCCAGCUCGGCUUCCCCUACGCGGUGCGGGCCGCCAAGAAGGCAGAGUUCGGGCAGGGCAGCUCCCUGCGCAUCCUCCUGGAUGAUGUGCAGUGCUCCGGGCAGGAGCGGACGCUGCUGGAGUGCGCCCACGCCGAUGUCGGCACGCACAACUGCUCGCACGAGGAGGAUGCUGGCGUGGUGUGCAGCCGGGAGGAGGUGACACAGUGACCGGAGGGCAGGGGGAGGCAGCUGAGGGACUUGGAGCACGUCCCUUUCUUGUCCAACCCUCUGGACCAGCUGCAGUAUUGAGGAGGGUGUGCCCUGCCUUGAGGAUGCUGCAUCUGUUCAAAGUAAUCUUGUGUUUCCUUCAUGUUUGUCCCGUGCAUCUGCCUCAGAGGCGGAAAAACAAAAAGUAAAAUAAAUCACCAAAUUGAGUGUGUUGUGGGCAGGGAUUGCAUUUCUAUGGGUUUUUUUGUAGUAAGAAAUCCCCAAGCGUCAGCCCUUAUAGAUCAGAAAAGAGAUGCAUCCUGUUGCCCUUUCCCAUUUCAAAAUACAACAUUCUUCAGCUGUGCUUCACAAUAUUUUGGCAGAAGAUAUAUUCCCAAAUGACUGUGUUUCACUCUUACAGAAGCAUUUGCAUUGUUUGCCUUGCUUUGCCACCUGCAGCUCUGAACUGAGGUUUCUAAGGACAUGCCUUUCUAAACAUGUGCCUUUAUUUGCAAAUCACAAAAGUAUAUAUAUGUGUAUAUAUUUAAACUUUCCACUCACUACUUAAAAGGAAAAUUAUUUUUCAGUAAUGCUUUUUUUGGUAUAAACCUAUUGGUCAUCAAGAAUAAGCAAAAUCAAAUUACUUAGAAGAAAUCAUAGUGUACUGCAUAGAAAAUAUUUCUGCAGUUUACCUUAGCCUAAGUGAAAAGAAAAUCUAACUUUUUUUACAUUAACAGGAUUGAAAAUUUGUCCCUUUUUAGAUAAACAGGAUCAUUAUCCAGUUUGGCUCUGAAGAUAUUUUGUACAAGUUUCUCCACUUUCCCAAACUUGAUGAAGGCACAUGUUUUUCCAUUCAGUUUUUCACAGGUGUGAAUGACUAGACAAGAGGUAAUGCACUGGGGCAGUAAUUCUGUAAUAUUUACCCCUUUUUAGAGGAUAUUAAAAAAAGCAACCCUA
This is a messenger RNA of Ficedula albicollis (Collared flycatcher), 3090 nucleotides long. It is a transcript of the gene HHIPL1, whose product is annotated as HHIP like 1. Lineage: Eukaryota; Metazoa; Chordata; Aves; Passeriformes; Muscicapidae. The annotation marks the transcript as partial. The record is from RefSeq and is a predicted model, not a curated record. Gene Ontology annotation, cellular component: membrane. The transcript has 10 exons.